AGCGGCCGCUCAACGCGGGGUGUCUCCGUGACGCCACCAAGAGGCGGGACCGCGGAGCUGCAGUGCGAGUCUCACACAGCUGGAAGGGAGCACCUGGCAUGCUGACCAGAUGACUGCAACGACCGACACGCAUCCUCGGGGAGCUAAUGUCCCUCCUCACUUCACAGUGGGCAGCAGUGUUCCAGUUGCAUGGGAAGGGCAUGGGAACCGUUCUCCUGUAAAGCGUGAGACGGCACGUGAGCUAUCUGGGAAGGAACCGAGACAGAGGACAGUUAUGGAGCCCGCCACGUGUGAGCAGUCCACCACAGUGGACGACUUGGUGGAGGCGUGCAUCCAAGCCUUUGAUGAGAAGGGGGCGUUGGUGGACCCUUCCCUGGUGCGCAUGUUCCUUAUGAUGCACCCUUGGUACAUCCCGUCGACUGACAUGGCUGCCAAGUUGGUGCACAAAUGUCAAGAGGAGGGCUGCACGGCGGAGCGUCGGAGCAGAAUAUGCCACCUUGUCCAGUAUUGGAUCUCAGAGUUUCCUGCCGAGUUCAACCUGAACCCGGAGCUGGCCGAGCAGAUGAAGGGCUUUAAGGACCUCCUUAGCACGGAGGGCAACGAGCGCCAGAGCCAGCUCAUUGACAUCGAGAGCGUGCCGUCCUACGAAUGGAAGCGUCAGGUGACUCAGCGUGUCCCGUCCGUCUCCAAAAAGAGAAAAAUGUCCUUGCUCUUCGACCACCUUGACUCCUGUGAACUGGCCGAGCACCUGACCUACUUGGAGUACAAAUCCUUCUGCAAGAUUUUGUUUCAGGAUUACCACAGCUUCGUGAUGCACGGCUGCACGGUGGACAACCCCGUGCUGGAGCGCUUCAUCACGCUCUUCAACAGCGUCUCCCAGUGGAUCCAGCUCAUGGUGCUCAGCAAGCCCACGGCGCCUCAGAGAGCCUUGGUCAUCUCGCACUUUAUCCGAGUCGCGCAGAAACUCCUGCAGCUGCAGAACUUCAACACGCUGAUGGCGGUGGUGGGCGGCCUCAGCAACAGCUCCAUCUCACGCCUCAAGGACACGCAGGCGCACAUCAGCGCCGAAACCAACAAGGUUUUCAACAGCCUCAUCGAGCUGGUGACGUCAUGCGGCAACUACAGCCAGUACCGCAAGCGCUUCUCCGAAAGCUCCGGCUUCCGAUUUCCCAUCCUGGGUGUGCACCUGAAGGAUCUGAUCGCCGUGCACGUGGCGCUGCCGGACUGGACCGACAAGGGGAAGACGCGGGUCAACCUGGCCAAAACCCAACAGCUCUACGUCAUCCUGCAGGUACUGGCGAUGAUACAGAACACGCCGCCCAACGUGGACGCCAACACGGAUCUGCUGAACCUGUUGACGGUAUCUCUGGACCAGUACCACACAGAGGAAGAGAUCUACCAGAUGUCUUUGCAGAGGGAACCUCGCAAGUCAGCGCAGAGCUCCAACCCCGCUCCAGCUCCCGACGCCAAGUCCGCCGUGAUCGAUGAGUGGGCGGUGUCGGUCAAGCCCAACGCUGACCCAACACUCAUCAAGAAGCACAUCGAGAAGAUGGUGGAGUCCGUCUUCAAGAACUUCGACACGGACGGCGACGGCCACAUAUCCAGGGAUGAGUUUGAGGCCAUCAGGAACAACUUUCCCUACCUCAGCAAGUUCGGAGAACUGGACAAGAAUCAGGACGGCAAAAUCAGCCGAGAGGAGAUGAUCGAGUACUUCACUCGGGCCAGCUCGCUCCUCAACUGCAAGAUGGGCUUCAUCCACACCUUUGCCGAGGCCACCUACGUCAAGCCCACCUUCUGCGAGCACUGCGCCGGCUUUAUAUGGGGCUUCUACAAGCAGGGCUACAAGUGUAAAGCCUGCGGGGUCAACUGCCACAAGGCCUGCCGCGGCCGGCUGGCCGUCGAGUGCCGGAAGAGAGCCAAGAGCAUCAGCCACGAGACGCCGCCUGCUCUCCAGGCCAGAUCCUACAGCUUCCCGCCACCUGUCAACCCUCCGGUGAACCUCCAGAACGCCGUAAUUGUGGAGGAGGAUUUAGAGGGAGUGGAAGAAGGCAUAUUUGAUGUUCACCUAUAACAGAGAGGCGCUUGCAGGCAGCGAGUGCCAUAUUGCGAACAUCUGGUAUGCCGUUUCCUGCGUGAAUAGCUUCGAAAGCUGCUGCUGCUGCUGCUGCCUUGAUGAAGAAUGUUUGUAAUGAGUAUUUCUGUUCAUGUAUCUUCCACUGCAACUGCUUCAAUCUAAUAAGAAGUCAAUUUUUUUUUGUUCCUCUCCUUGUCUGUGCAACAGUGCUUGUCCACUGCCUGUUAGGAAUAAAAAGGAAUGCUGAUGUCAAAAUGA
Messenger RNA from Hippocampus comes (tiger tail seahorse), 2332 nucleotides. RefSeq names its product RAS guanyl-releasing protein 2. The record is from RefSeq and is a predicted model, not a curated record. The coding region runs from base 110 to 2071 and encodes 653 amino acids. The transcript has 18 exons. Gene Ontology annotation, biological process: Ras protein signal transduction. NCBI's taxonomy places the organism in Eukaryota, Metazoa, Chordata, Actinopteri, Syngnathiformes, Syngnathidae. Gene Ontology annotation, cellular component: plasma membrane. Gene Ontology annotation, molecular function: guanyl-nucleotide exchange factor activity; calcium ion binding.